Messenger RNA from Saccostrea cuccullata (small rock oyster), 1140 nucleotides. Its product is annotated as putative nuclease HARBI1. The transcript is spliced from 4 exons. Lineage: Eukaryota; Metazoa; Mollusca; Bivalvia; Ostreida; Ostreidae. The record is from RefSeq and is a predicted model, not a curated record. The coding region runs from base 252 to 758 and encodes 168 amino acids.
UGCAACAAACUGCAUGCUUUAGUCCCACUGACAUGUACGGAAGUUAUUAAAGAGUUCCGCUAAGGGCCACAACUGUAUUUAGUGCAAUUCUCUAAAAAGGUGGUGGAUCCAAGUUCCAACACAAAGUUUCAAAGCAAAGUUUUCCCAAAGUUGUGGGCUGCAUUGACGGGACCCAGAUAAGAAUUCAAGCCCCAUCAGUAAAUGAACCUGACUAUGUAAACAGGAAGGGAUUCCAUAGCCUCAAUGUUCAGAUGGUAUGUGAUCCCACUUUCAAGGUGACCUCACUUUGUGCCCGUUGGCCUGGAUCAUGUCAUGAUUCCAGAAUUUGGAGGAACUCACAUCUUUGUCAACAGUUUGAAAAUGGGUUGCAUGAUGGGAUUCUGCUCGGUGAUUCUGGAUACCCCCUCACAAGAUAUCUGAUGACGCCCUACUUAGCACCAGUGACACGAUCUGAGGAGAGGUAUAAUGCCAGCCUAUGUCAGACCCGUGUCUUGAUUGAGCAGACCUUUGGCAUCAUGAAGAGGCGAUUCCAAGCUCUCCAAACCGGGUUCAGGGUAUCCCCAGACCAAGCAGUACAGUUCAUUACAGCUUGUGUGGUACUGCAUAAUCUGGGAAUUGACAGGGGGGACAUUUGUGUGCAGCAGAAUUUGACAAACAUUGAUGUUGCCGCCUGCAUCCAGCAGCAUAUCAUGGAACCAGGACAAGUCCGCAAUGAUGGAGUGUUGAAGAGGGCAGCGAUAACACAGGGAUUUUUUUGAAAGAAAUAUUAAUGCAAACUUUAGAUUGAUAAGUGUCCCUAGUUUACUUGAGAUUAUCCAGAGAAGUAAACAAUAAAGCCAAGUCAGAUAAAACAUUCAUAUAUUUAAUUUUAUUAACUUAAUUUUUCAUGAAAAUGAAUCAGAUUUGCUCUCUCUCUCUCUCUCUCUCUCUCUCUCUCUCUCUCUCUUAAUUUCUCUUUCUCACACAUAUACAACAUGUUUUCAAAGGUUUUUAAAAUAUAAUAGGCCUAUGAGCUACAAUACUCACAUAAUUCACAUUGUUUCGCCUUGGUAAAUUAAGAUCUAAGCUAACUUGAAUUUGCACAAUUUAAGGUAUUUACAUCCUUGUGUGAUGUCAGAGGUCUAGCUAAAAAUGUUAUUA